UGUUUUGAAUUUAGUGUUGCACCCGGGUUUCUUUCGGAUCGGGUCGGUCUGCCAGGCCCAACCCACGACAAGAAAACUCCAAAGAAAGUCCCAAACAAAUGAAGAAUCCAGCAACAUCAGCACCUCUGCGUGUCUGCCUCACAGUCAGAGCCUCAGUUCCUCUACCCCCUGGCAGUUCGCCAUCACCGGCGACAACCAGGCGCCAGAGCCGCCGCCUUCCUUUCUUCCUCUAUCAUACUUCAUCAUCAGCCGCCAACUCUCCUCUCACCAUUCUCCACGUUCCUCACGUUGCUGACCUGUCUGUGUUCACCUCUUCGGCUCUUCCUCAUGUGGCCGCCGCCGUCUGAAAUAGCACCUGCAGUUCGAAGAAAUUGUGGGUGGGACAGAGGCCUGUAAAGCUAUUAGUUUUGGAUUUAAGACUCCUAGAGAUGCUAUUCAAGGAACUUACAUUAACAAGAAAUUCCCAUCCACCGCCACCAUUUCCAUCCAAGGUUGCAUUGUUGCUGGUAUUUGCCACAGUGCCAAAAUGACCAAGAUUCGUCGCAACUAUCUUCAUUUCAUUCAGAAAUACCAAAGGCAAGGCUUUUCUACCUUUCUGUAGGCGUUUUGAAAUAGAACAAAUGAAUAGGGCAAUUAAGGUUUCAAAUAAAGACAAGAGCUUUGGGAGCCUUGUAGCGAAGUGUGAAUUGCUAUUGCGAAGAUAUUCAGCAUCUCACUCACUUUCUGAGACCAAAAAGCUUCAUGCCUUCAUCCUCACCCUUGGCCUUCUCUCCUCUUCUGAUUUUUGCUCAAUGCUUUCCACAAGCUACGCCCAAUGCAGCCAUGCUUCCUAUGCAUCCCACCUGUUUGAUAAUUUGCCCCGACGGAGCUUGUUCUCCUGGAACACCAUGAUGAGGAUGUAUGUUCAAAUUGGAAGACCCCACAAUGCUCUUAACUUGUUUGCCGAAAUGCUUGAUUCGGACCAUGUUGCGCCUGACAAUUUCACAUACCCAAUAGUCAUCAAGGGUUGUAGUGAUUUGUCCUUGUUUGAUAUGGGUGUUGGAGUUCAUGGUCGGACAUUGAGGGUCGGGUUUGAUUCGGACACAUUUGUCCAGAACUCUUUGCUGGCGAUGUAUAUGAAUGCUGGGGAGAAAGAGGCGGCCCAGCUGGUUUUUGACUUGAUGCAGCAACAAACUGUGGUGUCUUGGAAUACAAUGAUUAACGGGUACUUUCGGAAUAAUUGUGCUGAGUUAGCAUCGAGAAUGUAUAAUAGAAUGAUGGAUGUGGGUGUAGAGCCUGAUUGUGCAAGUGUGGUUUCAGUACUGCCAGCUUGUGGGCUUUUGAAAAAUGUGAAGCUUGGGAAAGAGGUUCAUUUGUUAGUUAAGGAAAAGGGUUUCUUGGAAAAUAUGACAGUCAGAAAUGCAUUGCUGGACAUGUAUUUUAAGUGUGGUCAUAUGAAAGAGGCAUGGAAAUUAGUGAAUGGGAUCAAGGAGAAGGAUGUGGUGGCAUGGACAACUUUGAUAAAUGGAUACAUGAUUAGUGGCGAUGCAAGAAGUGCUUUGGUUGUUUGUCCGAUGAUGCAGUGCGAAGGAGUGAAACCAAAUUCAGUAACUAUUACUUCUCUACUAUCAGCCUGUGGCAGUUUGGCUUCUUUGAAACAUGGCAAGUGCUUACACGCAUGGGCGAUAAAGCAUUGGCUUGAUUCAGAGGUUCAUGUGGAAACAUCCUUGAUUGACAUGUAUGCGAAAUGUGCCUGUGGCAAUCUAAGCUAUAAACUGUUCAUGAAAACCUCUAAAAAGAGAACACCCGUGUGGAAUGCGGUUCUAUCUGGGUUCAUACAGAAUGGCCUUGCAAGAGAAGCAAUAGAACUUUUUAAACAAAUGUUAGCGAAUGACAUACAACCUGACAAUGUAACCUUUAAUAGUGUGCUUCCUGCAUAUGCUAUUCUUGCCGACCUACAACAGGCAAUGAACAUGCAUUGUUACCUUGUAAAGUUGGGAUUUCUUUCCAGGCUUGAAGUAGCAAGUAUUCUAGUCGAUAUAUACUCGAAGUGUGGUAGUUUAGGAUAUGCUCACCAGGUUUUUAAUAUAAUUCCUAUGACAGAAAAGGAUAUUAUCAUUUGGAGUGGAAUAAUUUCUGCAUAUGGAAAACACGGGCAUGGUGAAAUGGCUGUUUCACUUUUCAAUCAAAUGGUACAGUCUGGAGUGAAACCGAAUCAAGUUACUUUCACCUCUGUUCUGCAUGCUUGCAGCCAUGCAGGUUUGGUUGAUGAGGGUUUGUCUUUGUUCAAGUUUAUUCUUAAACAACAUCAUGCUAUUCCCAAUGUUGAUCAUUAUACUUGCAUAAUUGAUCUUCUUGGUCGUGCUGGUCGACUCAAUGAUGCAUAUAGCCUUAUUAGAACAAUGCCUAUAACACCUAACCACGCUGCUUGGGGUGCACUACUUGGUGCUUGUGUGGUUCAUGAGAAUGUUGAACUGGGAGAGGUAGCUGCAAGGUGGGCUUUCGAGCUCGAGCCUGAAAACACUGGAAAUUAUGUAUUGUUGGCCAAACUUUAUGCUGCAGUGGGAAGGUGGAGAGAUGCAGAGAAGGUAAGAGAUAUGGUUAAUGAGGUGGGAUUAAGAAAACUACCAGCACACAGUUUAGUUGAGGUCAGAAAUUUGUGACUAACAUACUUGAAAAUUCUAUCAAAGCAUGAGCAUUACUGCUAUAGCUUCUGAAGACCCUAUAAAAGGUUUGAGGUCAUGUCCUUUCUAGAAUUGUGAAGUGCCGGGGGGGAAUUCAAUCCAUAUUAUAUGGGGUGAUCUUCAUGUUAAAGGUGUGUCCCUUUGACCUACUACAAGUACUCCCAUUGUCAUUAUGGGCAAUCCAGUACACAAGCAUCCCCACCGAAAGUGUCUAAUGUACUCGGUGUAACCUGAUAAUUAUAUCAGUGAUUGUUUUCACGGCUUGAAACUGUCACCUUGAGGUCACAGGGAGACAACUCAACCGUUCCUUGAAGGCUCCCCUUUGUCUCCCGCUAUCAUGAUGAAUUGUUGAAGCUUUUAUUCCCUUCUCACAAAGCAAGAUCUGGUAAUAUCAUGUUUUCCUUGUUAUAAAGAGCUAUAUAGUAUAUAGUAUGCAAAAGGUGUGACACUCUGGGUUCUGAAUUGAAUAUGGGAGAUGCAGCUAGACUAUUAUCAUUAGCUUAACUAUGUAAGAUUGUGAUUACUAAUUAAAAAUAGUAAUUAGGAGUACUUACUACUUAGUGUUCAAAUUCCGAUCAUUAACAAGCAUCAAUCUUGUUCUAAUGUAUGGAAAGGUAUCUGUCAGGUUUGGACAACUUUUGAGCAAAAUCUCAUUUGGAGACUGAGUGCGGGAACUCAGGUGAACAUGUGGACUGACCAUUGGAUACCUGCUGUGCAAAGACUAGCUGAUCUUAUCCCUGAAUUUCUUAUAGAAAAUCGGAUGGAGGACAAAGUGGUGGAAUAUGUGUCCGGCUCAAGCUGGAAUUUUAAUCUCCUUGAUAAUUUUCUAGAAGAAGAUUGGGUUUCUAUCUUGACUGUAAUUAAACCACUGGAGAGUGGUAUGGGAGAGGACCAAGUUGCUUGGUUACACUCAUAUAAUGGUUCCUUUACCAUUAAGUCAGCUUGUUCGAUUUAUCUAGAGGCUGAAGAUAACUCUGCAGCUUCGCUUUUCACAAAGGUCUGGAAAUUGCAAGCUCCACAGCGACUUCGUGCAUUUUGUUGGCUAGUAGCAAACAAUGCUCUUUUCACAAAUGAGCUUCGUUUUCGAAGAAGAAUGGCACCGGAUGAUCUUUGCUGUAUUUUGUGGUCUUUAUCAUGAAUCUGUGCUCCAUGUCCUCAGAGAUUGUAAAGUCGCGUACGAGACAUGGAAGAGCAUAGAUAAUUCAUUGAAUAUGGAUACUUCUUUCAGUAAGCCUCUUUACUCAUGGCUCCUGGAAAAUCUUUCGGCUCAAUCCCACCACCAAGGUGUUCCUUGGCCCCUGAUCUUUGCACAAUGAAUACCCUCUAGUUUCGGCAGAACAAGUUCAUCUUUGAGGUUGACCAGUGACCACUCUCUGCAAGGAGAUUCUAUUUGUUUAACAGCUUUACACUACCAUUUUGAACAAUCCGAGCUUUUUUUAUCCAGGAGUAGAGUUGGUUCCUUUUCUGAGAAACAAAUCAGAUGAAUGCCCUUUGCCUCGCCAUUCUUCAAAUUAAAUACUAAUGGCUCAGUCACAAAAGAAGGAAUUGCGGCUUGCGGUGGUAUCAUAAGGGAUCUUGAUGGUAAGUUUUUGGCAUGUUUCAGUGCUAAUUUGGGUACUUUCUCUGUUACUCAAUCACUAUGGAGAAUUCUUCUUGGAUUGGAUUUGGUUAUCAACCUUAGUAUUCUUAACCUAAGUAUAGGUGGAUUUAAAGGUUGAUGCAAAGCUCUGUCUGGGGAAUACUGCUGAUUUUCAUUCUGCUAAAUCUCUUGUUACUGCGAUUAAUUCCAGAUGUCACAGGUUUGCCGCUUGGGAAAUUCAUCAUGAAUUCAGGGAAGCAAACACUUGUGCUGAUCAACUGGCGGCAGAGAGUCAUAUUAGCAUGCCACUUUUUCUUUAGUUUACCUUUUGCUAUUUCUUCUUAUAUCAUGGCAGACGUCAUUGGUACUUCAUCUAGAGUUAUUUCUGUGUAGUUUUCUUGGACUUUAGCCACAUUUCUUAUAAAAAAUAAAUGUUAUUUACACAUACACAAUAGACAUUAUUUGGACUCGUGCAUUAGUAGGUAUUAACAUGUCCAUUAAUCUAUCAUUUUUAUUGAUUAAAUCUGAAGGUAAGAAUACAUUGGAAUGGUGAGAAUACAUUGGAAUGGUUCAUGUGCUGUCUUCUAGUUAACUU
Messenger RNA from Arachis duranensis, 4837 nucleotides. Its product is annotated as pentatricopeptide repeat-containing protein At5g39350. Bases 621 to 2642 code for a protein of 673 amino acids. The transcript is spliced from 3 exons. Gene Ontology annotation, molecular function: protein binding; RNA binding. The record is from RefSeq and is a predicted model, not a curated record. NCBI's taxonomy places the organism in Eukaryota, Viridiplantae, Streptophyta, Magnoliopsida, Fabales, Fabaceae. Gene Ontology annotation, biological process: RNA modification.